This is a messenger RNA of Dovyalis caffra, 1755 nucleotides long. Lineage: Eukaryota; Viridiplantae; Streptophyta; Magnoliopsida; Malpighiales; Salicaceae. The record is from the annotation of a GenBank genome assembly.
AUGUGCGGAAUCCUCGCUGUUUUUGGUUGCUCCGACAAUUCUCAAGCCAAACGUUCCCGUAUCAUAGAAUUAUCUCGCCGGUUGAGGCAUAGAGGACCAGAUUGGAGUGGAUUGCAUUGCCAUGAAGGUUGUUACCUAGCUCAUCAACGUUUGGCUAUUGUGGACCCUGCUUCUGGAGAUCAGCCUCUUUACAAUCAAGACAAGACUGUCGUGGUCACCGUUAAUGGAGAGAUAUAUAACCAUAAGGAAUUGAGGGCGCAGUUGAAGUCUCAUACUUUCCGAACUGGUAGUGACUGUGAAGUCAUUGCUCAUCUUUAUGAAGAACAUGGAGAAAAUUUUGUGGACAUGUUGGAUGGAAUGUUCUCAUUUGUCCUUCUUGACACUCGUGACAAAAGUUUCAUUGCAGCUCGGGAUGCUAUUGGUAUUACCCCACUUUAUAUCGGCUGGGGUCUAGAUGGAUCUGUCUGGUUUGCUUCGGAGAUGAAAGCAUUGAGUGAUGAUUGUGAACGAUUCAUGUCUUUCUUGCCGGGGCAUAUAUAUUCAAGCAAACAAGGAGGGCUUAGAAGGUGGUACAACCCACCGUGGUACUCAGAACAAAUACCUUCAACCCCAUACGAUCCCCUAGUUUUACGAGGAGCGUUUGAGAAGGCUGUAAUCAAGAGACUUAUGACAGAUGUACCUUUUGGUGUGCUUCUGUCUGGAGGACUGGACUCAUCACUUGUUGCUUCUGUGGCCUCUCGCCAUUUGGCCAACUCAGAAGCUGCUCGUCAGUGGGGAUCACAAUUACAUACCUUCUGCAUUGGUUUGAAGGGCUCCCCUGAUUUGAAAGCUGCAAGGGAAGUAGCAGAUUAUCUCCGAACCCGUCACCAUGAGUUUCACUUCACUGUUCAGGAAGGGAUUGAUGCUCUUGAGGAAGUUAUUUAUCAUAUUGAAACAUAUGAUGUGACAACUAUUAGAGCCAGUACUCCUAUGUUUCUUAUGUCACGAAAAAUCAAAUCUUUAGGAGUGAAAAUGGUUAUUUCUGGGGAAGGAUCAGACGAAAUCUUUGGAGGUUACCUGUAUUUCCAUAAGGCACCUAACAAGGAGGAGUUUCACCAAGAGACCUGUCGAAAGAUUAAGGCACUUCAUCUUUAUGACUGCUUGAGGGCCAACAAAUCGACUUCGGCAUGGGGUGUUGAGGCUCGUGUUCCCUUUUUAGAUAAAGAAUUCAUCAAUGUUGCUAUGAGCAUAGAUCCCGAGUGGAAAAUGAUCAGGCCUGAUCUUGGAAGGAUUGAGAAGUGGGUCUUACGUAAUGCAUUCGAUGAUGAGAAGAACCCAUAUCUGCCCAAGAACAUAUUGUACAGGCAGAAGGAGCAGUUCAGUGAUGGAGUUGGGUACAGCUGGAUUGAUGGUUUGAAGGAUCAUGCAAACAAACAAGUCACAGAUUUAAUGUUGAUGAACGCAAGCUUCAUCUACCCAGAAAAUACUCCUACAACCAAAGAGGCAUAUUACUACAGAACGAUCUUCGAGAAAUUCUUUCCUAAGAAUGCUGCAAGGUCAACAGUUCCUGGAGGUCCAAGCGUGGCUUGCAGUACUGCAAAAGCAGUGGAAUGGGAUGCCUCUUGGUCAAAAAAUCUUGAUCCUUCUGGUCGUGCUGCUCUUGGUGUUCAUGCAGCUGCAUAUGAGGAAACAGCAGACAAGAAGGCUGCCAAUCUGAUGAAUGUUGCCCCUCAGAAACCACAAGAGAUGGUGACGAAAACUGCUACAGUCACUUGA